AUGACACCGUGGGCGCAGUCACAUGAUCAUUCCAACUCCCCAGCCCCCUCGAAUUCCAAGAACGUGCUGGUGCUCAGCACGGACACUUCCCGAGCCAACUUGUUCAAGGUGACUCUGAUAGUUGCAUUGCGCGACGUUGAACUGACAUCAUGUGAUCAUGUCUCGGAGAUUGCCCAGCAGUACGAAGUUGACAAGAACGCUGCCCAAGCCAAAUUGGAUCGUCUCAGUCGCAAGUUUGCGGAUAUCACCAACGACGAGGACGACAACUCCAGCCAUCAGCCCAAACAUCGCCGAACUCGCCAUGAGUCUCCGCCUGUGGAUCCGGAUGAUGAAAUAGAUGCUACCAAUCGCACCGUCACUGACGAACAUUUUGUCUACCAAGCUGGACACAAAUUCUUCCUUAUCUGCGCUCCAUGGAUUCGAUCAGGAGAGGAUCUCUUCGAUACUGACAUCGACGAGCACUACAAUGCGGCCGAGAGAUUUGAGAAUGACAAGAAGAAGGUGCAGGGUCAAAUCCACGAGAUUCUCGACCUUCUCCAGGAGAAGAUUGAGCAGGAUGCCUUGCGUCAGAGGUGGCUCAGACGACAGUUUAUGAACGGCCUCAAACCACAAAGAUACAAUACUGCCACCCGAAUUCGCCACUGCUGCGCGUUGAUCCUCGGUGCCUCCGAGAUUGAUCUCCUCCAAGCAGACAUCAGGAAGGCCAAGUUUCAUGAGGACAUCGGAUGGGUGAGCGAGACUGGACAGUAUUCAAGUGUCGAUGUUCCGAUCCUUCAUAAGGAUUGGCAUGGUGGGUACUUGCUUUCUUCUGUCUUUCUCAAUCCUAAGCUUAUGGGGGCUCGCUGGGCUCUUUCGAGUGACGACGCUCUUCAGGAGGUGGGCUCGAACACUGGUAUACGUUAUUUCAACGACUUCGAGGAAUACCUAACGAUUCUCGAGACUGGCCUUCAACAAAGGAAGAAGAGCAUUCUCAACAUCAUCAAGCAGUGGGACGAGAAGAUAUUCCAGAACUCUGAAUCAAGUCUUGUAAUGGGGGUCAAGAAUGACGAGAGCUGUGGCUUGAAAAGGGCAAUGGAACUCUUAGCUGCUGAUUCAGAAGAGGAAGAAGACCAGAUGGAAGACCAGGACGGAAAUGGGAAUGCUGGCACCAGCUCGAAAUGCAUUGAUUUCACGUUCUCUUUGGUAUUGUGGUUCAUCAACCUGACACCGAGGGGUAGUACUAAAAUGUUUGACCACAGCGGUAAUUACUGA
Molecule: messenger RNA, 1251 nt
Organism: Laccaria bicolor S238N-H82
Lineage: Eukaryota; Fungi; Basidiomycota; Agaricomycetes; Agaricales; Hydnangiaceae
Exons: 7
Coding region: 1-1251 (416 amino acids)
Source: RefSeq, a predicted model, not a curated record